AUGGUACAGUUUUUGGAGAAACUCGUCACCGUCUCUGGAGCUGCCACCGGGGGUUGGAGCCAGGCCCCACUGCCCAGGCGCUCCCCGCUAUCUGUGCGAGGACGGGAAGGAGGGGACCUGUCACCCGGAUCAGACCUCCUUCCUCCACUUGGGAACCUUGAGUCCGGCCUCUGGGAUGCAGAAACCCGCCCCCCCACGGCGCAGCGGGAAUCGGCGGGGUGGGGGCGAUCGGGGCGGGGCCGCCGCGAGGAUGGGCGGGACGGGGGCGGGGCGGCGGGCGGCUCCUGGAACUGCCAGAGCUGGGCACCUGCGAAUGUGCCAUACCCGCGCUACCGCUGCUGCUGCUGCCUACUGCCCAGCGAACUGGGCCAGGUGCUGCUGGUGGCCGGGCAAUGUGAAGCGGCCCCCCACAGUGUAGCCGGAUCACCCGGGAUGUGGCUCAAGCCCAAGGAGGUGCUGGUGAAGAACCCUGAAGCUCUGGGUGGCCCAGAGGAGCAGCAGCUACUAGAUGCCACAGCAGCGCCGCGGGCACAGCGAGGGGAUUGGCCACCUCAGCGCCGCUGCCGCCGCUUCCUCCAGAGCGAGCUGGGCCACGUGAGGCCCUGGCCCCGGCUCCGUGAACAGGGGCACCAGAAGAAAGGGAAAGAAGCCCGACGAGGUGCUGCUGAAGGACGCCCUGAAGCUCUGGGUGACCAAGAGGAGCAGCGGCUCCUUCAUCCUAGAGCAGCGUGGCGGGAGGCUUGUGAGUUACAAGAGAAAAAGGAAUAAGUUCAUGGUGCAGAGCCCAAGCAGACACUAACUUAAGAGACCAAGUGAACAUCACCAGGAGUGGAACAAGUUGAAAUUGUGUCCACCUGAGAGGAUGUGAUGCAUAGCAUUCCUUCUGUGAGGCUGGCCAGAGACUUUAACCUGAAUCUAAUGAGCGUCAGCUAAGCCAAAACUGGGAUUUGAUGCUGAAGAACUGGCCAGUAAUCUUUGAAGCCGUCAAGCUCACGAAAGUCAAAGGGUGUUGAGGAUGCAACCCAGUGCCUCCCACAUGCCAGACAGGUUCUGUGCCACUGAUCCCCAGCCCAAGUCCCCA
Sciurus carolinensis (gray squirrel) is the source of this 1081-nucleotide messenger RNA. RefSeq lists its product as uncharacterized. The transcript has 5 exons. NCBI's taxonomy places the organism in Eukaryota, Metazoa, Chordata, Mammalia, Rodentia, Sciuridae. The record is from RefSeq and is a predicted model, not a curated record. The coding region runs from base 1 to 768 and encodes 255 amino acids.